ACACCUGACAAGAGUGGUUCAGUGUUUGGCUACUUUCCUUCUUUCACCGCAACAGAUAAUCCCCAAUCAAAGCAUGGCAUCAGUCAUGGCGUCUCAAGCUAUCUUCUUCCCCACCUCAACCCCCAUCAAACCAAAAGCUAAAUUCAAACCCUUCUUCUCUCCCACUCCCAUUCUCAGAUUCAAUCCCAAAUCCUACACCAACCCAAUCCCCAAACUCUCCCUCAGACCCCUCUGUGCCACUCUCACCACAAACCCCCAAACCCUAUUCCCCCAAAACCCAUCUCAGCCCCCAUCGCCCCUAACCCACCUCCCAACUCGCACCCUCACCACCCUCUUCGCCAUAACCCUAGCCGCCGUCCGCAGCCUCUCAAUUUCGCUCGUCAGGUUCGGCUCCCAAUUCGGACCCUCCAUCGGAUCCGCCGCCGGGCCCCUCUUCUUUGCGGCGCUCAGGGACCGCCCGACCGGUUAUUUGAAUACCCCUUUGACGGUUGUCGCUGCCGGACUCUCCAAAUGGCUCGAUAUCUACAGUGGGGUUUUGAUGGUUAGGGUUUUGCUCAGCUGGUUCCCUAAUAUUCCUUGGGACCGUCAACCACUUUCGGCUAUUCGGGACCUCUGCGAUCCUUAUUUGAACCUCUUCCGCAAUAUAAUUCCGCCGAUUUUCGAUACCUUGGAUGUUAGUCCUCUCUUGGCUUUCGCAGUUUUGGGCACGCUUGGGUCGAUUCUCAACAACAGUAGAGGAACUUACUGAUUCCAAGAGGAAAAUUGGCGGGUUUUGUUGGUGAACCGGUUUUGAUCAAUUGGGUAAGGAAACUUAUUUGUUGUUUAGCUCAAUGUUUAGAUUUCUAUGGUUGCUCAUUUUGUGGUGGGUUAUAACACUGUAAUAACUUGAAUUCAGUAUGAAAUAUAUAAAUUUUGACAGGUUUUGUGGAAUA
Messenger RNA from Pyrus x bretschneideri (Chinese white pear), 932 nucleotides. Its product is annotated as ylmG homolog protein 1-2, chloroplastic-like. Gene Ontology annotation, cellular component: membrane. Bases 74 to 748 code for a protein of 224 amino acids. Lineage: Eukaryota; Viridiplantae; Streptophyta; Magnoliopsida; Rosales; Rosaceae. The record is from RefSeq and is a predicted model, not a curated record. Gene Ontology annotation, biological process: chloroplast fission. The transcript has a single exon.